Scomber scombrus (Atlantic mackerel) is the source of this 621-nucleotide messenger RNA. Its product is annotated as V-type proton ATPase subunit S1-like. The record is from RefSeq and is a predicted model, not a curated record. NCBI's taxonomy places the organism in Eukaryota, Metazoa, Chordata, Actinopteri, Scombriformes, Scombridae. Gene Ontology annotation, cellular component: proton-transporting V-type ATPase complex. The coding region runs from base 45 to 485 and encodes 146 amino acids. The transcript has 2 exons.
UGUGUGUGUGUGUGUGUGUGUGUGUGUGUGUAUGUAGCUUCUCCAUGAGUCAGCGCCUCUACAAGGUUUCCUCCAGGAACUGGUUCACUCUGGAUUCGGUGGAUCUUGAGUACGACGGGAUCAAAGCUUCGUUUAACGGCAGCAGGAACAUUUACGCUCCGGCUGAGUUUUCCUAUCGUUGUGAAUCCGUCACGAACUUCCGCUGGCCGCUGCUCGUCCCGCGCUCCUCCAAAGAUCCGGCCAAUCAGUGGAGAGUGUCCUUCGAAGACUUCCAGAUCCAGGGCUUCCUGGUGAGGGGGGGUCAGUUCUCAUAUGGCAGCGAUUGCUCCGGCUUCUUCUCUCCGGGCAUCUUGAUGGGUCUGAUGACGUCUCUCCUCAUGGUCCUAGUGCUCACCUACGGCCUGCACAUGAUCCUGCAGCUACGCACCAUGGACCGCUUCGAUGACCCCAAAGGGCCCCCAAUCUCAGUCCCCCUUACAGACUGACCCCCCAUCUCAGACUGACCCCCCCAUCUCAGUCCCCCUUACAGACUGACCCCCCCUCUCAGUCCCCCUUACAGACUGACCCCCCCAUCUCAGUCCCCCUAACAGACUGACCCCCCAUCUCAGACUGACAUACCCC